Messenger RNA from Chara braunii, 3003 nucleotides. Lineage: Eukaryota; Viridiplantae; Streptophyta; Charophyceae; Charales; Characeae. The record is from the annotation of a GenBank genome assembly.
AUUCUGUGAGUCUUAGAUUGAGUCAGUAGGUCUGUCAGUCAGGGGUUGACGUCUACGUGGUGAGGUUUGGAACCACUAACCCGGAUGUACACUUAUCACCAUGGUUGAGACCCGUAGUGGGAAGGAGACUAGCCCCUACACCACUGAGCAGCAAGAAAAGAUGACCGCCUUAGUCAGAGAGAGUAAGGAGAGGAAAGAGCGUGAAAAGCAAGCCAAGCUAAAGGCUAUCGCAGACGAGCAGGCGGCGAAGAUGAAGAGAUUGGAGGAGGAGAUGAAGAAAGUACAACAAGAGGAGAAAGAAAGAAGAAAAGCUGCUGAAGCAGAAGUGGCAACAGAAGAAGAGAAAGAAAGGAUGAGGAUUGAGAGUGGAGAAGGGAGUAGUAGUGGCACGAUGAUGAGGGAGACAGAUACAGGGCUCGAGAAGAAGAUCAGCGAAUGGGUCGCUAAUUUAUCGUUGGGAGAAGACGAGGAGGCAGAGUCCUAUGUAACUAAGGAUGAGAAGGCUGCGCUGGCUGCCGAGCUAGCAGCCAUGACAGAACCGAUGGAACGAAGAGAGAGGGAGGAGGAACAAAAUCCGGGUACUGGGCCAGUCCAUCUGAUUGGCCCACGGGUGACUCUUCAGGCACGACAGUGCAUGCCACUCACUCGAUCACAGACCAAGGCCAUGGACCGGAAGGCGGGAGAAUCCCUCCUGGCCUAUGAGGAACGCGUGGCGGCAUUCAUCCAGGAGGCCAACGAUAGGGCCGCCGCCGCGGCCAAGGAACGUAGUCAGAAUGAACAAGAAGAGGAGGCCAAGCGACGGAAGGAGGAACAGGACCGACUUCGUCAAGAGGAGGCAGACCUGCAGGCGGCAGCUGAACACCGGUCACGCCAGCGGGAACGACUGUUCACGCGGGAGACCGUGAUCGGCGAUGAGACCGCACAUUGGGUGGAAAUGGCAUCUGCAGACAGGGCCCCGCAGACUGACAAAGGGCUGUUCGCCGUUGCGCAGAUCUCCCACGACCUCGCGUUGGAGAAACAGCCAGAUGCUGUAGCAGCCGCAGGGCCUUCCAACCUUACCACUUGCGUUCAAGUUUUGGAGGAUGACGUCAGCAACAUUAAGCGUGUGCAUCAGGAUUUCCGGACGUCGCAGCAAGCAACGAACUUGCAGUUGGAGACGCAGGUCCAGGCUGCUGCCACCGUGACGCCCGCAGCCGCAUCCUCCCGGCGCCCACCCAAACUGGAUGACAUUCCAGUUUUCUGCGAUCAGUCCAAGACGGAACCGAUCCCGUGGUGGCGCCAGUUUACUCUCAGGCUCGACAUGCACCAUGCCCCGAACAACGAUCGACAUCCGUGCUUGUACCACCGAUCUGGUGGUGCAUGUCAAGCAUGGCUGGACAACAUCUUGACCAGCCACGGCGUAGCAGUGUCGGAACUGCACACCAAGCUCACUUGGCAGGAGUUGACUGAUGCCUGGCACAAGCGAUUCCAAGUGGAGCCGCCCGACCUGCAAGCGAUGGACAAGCUCAACAAGCUCCAUCAGAACACGUUGCACAGUCAGGACUGGAUUUCCGAGCUCCAAAGACUCGCCUCCACACCUGACCUGCCGCUCGCAUUCCGCGGCGUCAAGCACUUGUUUAUCAUGCGCUCGUGUCCAGCCCUGCAAAACACGCCGACGCAGAUUGCAGAGACACUCGACACAUCUGACAAGCUUUUCAGCACAGCGUCACGGAUCAUUCUCACGAAUGUAGAAGCCCGCAACGCCGGCCGAUCUUCCGCGACGACGAGCAGCACCCAGCCCAAGCCAAAGGUGGCUUGCAAUGGGGCGACUUCACCGACUUCUUAUGCCGAGGCUGCAACACCAAACGAGGGUGAAGUGUUGGCAGCUGCCCGGGAUGGUUCACGGGGCCGAGGAUCACGGGGCCGAGGAUCAGGUGUGAUGGCGGCACAGGCUAAGGACACUGUACAGACUACGGAUAAGGUUGUGGAUAAUGUGGACGAGGCGAUUCCUCCCGGGCGUGCGAAACUGGUUAUGACGCCAGCGGUGGAGAGGUUGCUGGACUGCAUGAAAUGGGACGCCAACGGACUGGUGGUCGCCAUUGCGCAGCAUGUGGACACAGGGGCUGUGCUGAUGCAGGGUUUCGCAAACAGGGAUGCCGUCUCGGCGACACUCGCAUCGCGCCGCGCUACUUUCUUCAGCUGGAGUCGCCAGUGCCUUUGGACGAAAGGAGAGACGUCAGCAAACUUCAUACAUGUCGUCGACGUUUUCCUCGAUUGUGACAGAGACUCCGUGAUAUACUUAGGCAAGCCUGAUGGACCGACAUGUCACACUGGUGAGGAGACGUGCUAUUUCAUCCGCGCAGAUGACAUUGUGUCCAGUGGGUUGGAGUACGCCAAGGAAAACACCUUGCAGGCAUUAACUUCCUUCUAUUCGUUGGAGAAAGUGAUUCGGGAGAGGGCCGCGGAAGGAGAGGCUGCUGCUGCUGCUAAACCUUCUGCCGAACCUCCUGCUAAACCGUCGUGGACUCGCAAACUACUGUCUCAUCCCAAACUUCUCUGCUCAAAGGUUCGGGAAGAGGCAGAUGAGCUCUGCAGAAUGUUGGAAGACAGCGAAGGGAAGGAGAGGGCAGCAUCGGAAAUGGCUGACCUUUUGUAUCAUUCAAUGGUGUUGCUGUCCUUGCAGGGUGUCACUCUCGAGGACGUUGCCCAAGUAUUGCGAAGUCGAUUAACCAAUGAUGAUACUCAUGAUGAUGAUUAUGAUAAUAUCAAUAAUGCUGCUGCUGCUUCUGCUGCUGCUGCUGCUGAUGAUGAUGAUGAUGACGAUGAUGAUGGUGAUGAUGAUGAAGAUGAAGAUGAAUAUGAUGAUGACGCACCAAUGAAGAUGCUCAUAUUGAUGAUGAUGAUGAUGAUGAUGAUGAUGAUGAUAUGUCAGUUAUGCUGACGAUGAUGAUGAAGAUAAUGAUGAUGAUGAUGAUGAUGAUGAUGAUGAUGAUGAUGAUUUAACUAAUUUGAGCUUAUUUAAUA